AUGGCCAAGACCCUCCGAAACUUCGUUUCCCACUACACCAUUCUCUUGACUCUUCUCUUCCUCUUAACCCUUGUCGGUGCCGGCGACCGUCACUUCUCGAGGCCCUUGUCUCGAGCCAAACACGGUCUAAAGAAAGAGAAACUGAGCCAUGUACAUUUCUACUUCCACGACAUAGUCAGCGGUCGCAGCCCGACAGCCAUUAGGGUCGCCGAGGCUCCCACGACCCAAAACUCCUCCACAGCUUUCGGUGCGGUGGUGAUGAUUGACGACCCCUUGACUGCCGGACCGGAGCUGGGAUCCAAGCUAGUCGGAAAGGCACAAGGCAUUUAUGCUUCUGCCUCGCAAACCGAGCUAGGGUUUUUGAUGGUGCUGAACUUUGCUUUUAUGGAAGGCAAGUAUAAUGGGAGUUAUCUGAGCGUGUUGGGAAGGAACACAGUGUUCUCCGCCGUGAGGGAGAUGCCGAUAGUCGGCGGGAGCGGCCUUUUCCGGUUUGCUAGGGGUUAUGCUCGUGCUAAGACUCACAAGGUUGAUUUUAACACUGGGGAUGCUGUUGUGGAGUAUAAUGUAUACGUUCUCCAUUAUUGAUCUUCUCUGUUGGUUAGUUUUUAAUUAAUUUACUUUCAUAUUAUAGCUUUAUAAUAAAGAGAGAUGCAUGUUUGAGAUGUAAAAGAAAAAAAUGAGUCAGAUCUGAAAAUGGGGGAUUGAUAUUGUCUCCCUCAAAUGUACGUUUGUUUCACUAAGUAAACAUUUACCGGCGAUCUUGAAUGUAU
Molecule: messenger RNA, 770 nt
Organism: Fragaria vesca subsp. vesca
Lineage: Eukaryota; Viridiplantae; Streptophyta; Magnoliopsida; Rosales; Rosaceae
Product: disease resistance response protein 206-like
Exons: 1
Coding region: 1-585 (194 amino acids)
Source: RefSeq, a predicted model, not a curated record